This is a messenger RNA of Lathyrus sativus (Indian pea), 1581 nucleotides long. The record is from the annotation of a GenBank genome assembly. NCBI's taxonomy places the organism in Eukaryota, Viridiplantae, Streptophyta, Magnoliopsida, Fabales, Fabaceae.
AUGGGGAAAUCAUCUUUUCUCUUGACAAUACUAACAGUUGUGGUGUCUAUUUCAACUACAGUAUCAAAAUCACCCAUUCAAAAUUUUCUCAAUUGUUUUUCAAAUAAUUCUCAUGUGGCUGAAGUCAUUUACACACCAAACAACACCUCAUUUUCAACCAUCCUCAACAAGAGGAUACAUAACAUGAGAUUUAAAACAACAACAACACCAAAACCUUUGGCAAUUAUAACGCCAAAAGAUGCUUGGCAUGUACAAGCAACAGUUAAAUGUGCCAAAAGUAGCAACAUUCAAAUCAGAAUCCGAAGUGGAGGACAUGAUUAUGACGGUUACUCAUAUGUAUCGGAUGUGCCUUUUGUUUUACUUGACGUAUUUCAUCUCAAUUCAGUUGAUGUUAAUGUGCGAGAAGAAACAGCAUGGGUUGAAUCAGGUGCAACAAAUGGUAAGAUUUAUUAUAACAUUGCAAAGAAAAGUAAUUCUCUUGCUUUCCCAGCCGGGGUUUGUUUUUCUUUAGGUUCUGGUGGUCAUUAUUCUGGUGGUGGAUACGGAAAUUUGAUGAGAAAAUAUGGUCUUUCUAUUGAUAAUAUCAUUGAUGCAAAAAUUGUUGAUGCCAACGGAAAAAUCCUUGAUAGAAAAUCAAUGGGAGAAGAUCUUUUCUGGGCUAUAAGAGGUGGUGGUGGGGCAAGUUUUGGUGUUAUUCUUUCAUGGAAACUCAAAUUGGUUCAUGUACCUACACAAGUUACAGUUUUUAAAGUGAAAAGAAAGAUGGAUGAAGGUGCAGCCGAUGUUGUUUUCAAAUGGCAAUCAAUUGCACCAAAAUUAGAUAAAGAUCUUUUCAUUAGAGUGCAACAUGACGUUGUUCCAAUUGGUAAAACCGGUAAAAAGACAGUGCAAGUUAGUUUCAUUGGUCAAUUUUUGGGAACAAUUGAAAGGCUUUUACCUUUGGUGAGUACUAGUUUCCCUGAAUUAGGUUUGAAGAAAAGUGAUUGCAUUUCAAUGCCUUGGGUUAAUAGCACUCUUUUUUGGUAUUUCAGACCAAUUGGUACUCCACUUGAAGCAUUAUUGGAUGAACCAAAAGAAUCUGAAACAUUAUAUUUUAAAGGUAAAUCAGAUUACGUGAAGAAACCUAUUCCAAAGGAAACAAUAGAAUCUCUAUGGAAAUUGAUGAUUGAAGGUGAAGAGAUUAUGUUUAUGCAAUGGAAUCCUUAUGGCGGAAGAAUGGAGGAGAUAUUGCCAUCAGACACACCAUUUCCCCAUAGAGUAGGAAAUUUGUUCAUGAUUGGGUAUUAUCAUAAUUGGGUUAACGGAUCUCGCGAGGAUAUUGAAAGUCAUUUGAAAUUUUCAAAUUCAGUCCAUGAAUUCAUGAAACCCUAUGUCUCGAAUUCCCCGAGGGAGGCAUUCCUAAACUAUAGGGACGCUGAUAUAGGUGCCAAUCAUCCAAGUAAUACAACGAAAAUUGACAUUGCUAGAACUUACGGAAAUAGUUAUUUCAAAGGAAAUUUUAAAAGAUUAGUGAAUGUGAAAAUAAAGGUUGAUCCAGAGAACUUUUUCAGAUAUGAACAAAGUAUACCCACUAGGACAUAG